This is a messenger RNA of Bubalus bubalis (water buffalo), 3672 nucleotides long. It is a transcript of the gene FBH1, whose product is annotated as F-box DNA helicase 1. The coding region runs from base 147 to 3386 and encodes 1079 amino acids. Gene Ontology annotation, cellular component: nucleus. Lineage: Eukaryota; Metazoa; Chordata; Mammalia; Artiodactyla; Bovidae. Gene Ontology annotation, molecular function: ATP binding; DNA binding; hydrolase activity. The record is from RefSeq and is a predicted model, not a curated record. The transcript is spliced from 21 exons. Gene Ontology annotation, biological process: double-strand break repair via homologous recombination; replication fork processing.
CUUCGCGGCUCUGCGGCGGCGGCGGAGCUGGUGGAGGAAGUCCACGGCCUGCAGGGGCUCCCACUACCCCGGGAAGCCGCGACCCGGAGCCCGGGUGGCCCGGGACCUGAGGCGGCGGCGGCGGGAGCCCCGAUGCGGAUCGCCAUAUGAGACGGUUUAAGCGGAAGCAUCUUACAGCCAUUGAGUGCCAACAUCUCGCUCGGAGUCACUUGGCUGCGUCCCAGUCCUUUCAAAGAUGGACAAGCAGAGACCCGAACCACGGUCUCUAUCCUAGACCCAGAACCAAAAGAGGGGCCAGGGGUCGAGGAUGCCUGAGAUACAGCCUUGACUUCUUCCUCGCUGGCCAGCAGCAGUGCACCAAUGACAUGGCCAAAAGCAAUUCUGUGGGCCAGGGCAGCUCUGAGGACUCAGAGGAUGAAACGAUCUUCGCGGCAGGGAGCCCCUGUGCCCUGCCUCCAGGGGGAGACGGAGAAGCCAGGCUGCACUCGUCAGGGUCCACUUUGCCUGCAAGGAAGCGGUCUCGGUCCUUAGAGGAUGAGAGGAAUCCGGCCCCAGGGACCAGUCCGUGGGAUGGGGUGUCUAAGAAGACCCCAUGGCAUCACUCGUCCCCAUCAUGCACACGGCCCAGGGAAGCCAGGCCAGAAGCAGAGGUCGGGGUAGGGCAGCUCACUGUGCAGCCUGGAGAACCCGGCCAGGAGGCGGAGGACAUUGGUCCAGACCCUGUGCCUGACUCUCACUAUGGGCUCCUUGGGACCUUGCCCUGCCAGGAGCCCCUGAGCCACAUCUGCAGCCUGCCCAGCGAGGUCCUGAGGCACAUCUUUGCUUUCCUGCCCGUGGAAGACCUCUACUGGAACCUGAGCUUGGUGUGCCGCCUCUGGAGGGAGGUCAUCAGUGAUCCGCUGUUCAUUCCUUGGAAAAAGCUGUACCACCGAUACCUGAUGAAUGAAGAGCAAGCCGUCAGCAAGGUGGAUGGCAUCCUGUCGAGCUGCGGCAUAGAGAAGGAGUCGGACCUGUGUGUGCUGAACCUCAUUCGCUACACAGCCACCACGAAGUGCUCCCCGAGUGUGGACCCUGGACAGGCGUUGUGGAGUCUGAGGGAUCACCUCCUCCUCCCCGAGGCAGAGGCCUGCGUGCGCCAACACCUCCCUGACCUCUGUGCUGCCCCUGCCGGCGUAAAUGUGUGGGCCUUGGUGGCGGCCAUCGUCCUCCUGUCUAGCAGCGUCAGCGACAUCCAGCAGCUGCUCUUCUGCCUGCGGCGGCCCAGCUCCACUGUGACCGUGCCGGACGUCACUGAGACCCUGUACUGCAUCGCCGUGUUGCUCUACGCCAUGCGGGAGAAGGGGAUCAGCAUCAGCAACCGGAUUCACUACAACAUUUUCUAUUGCCUGUAUCUUCAGGAGAAUUCCUGUGCUCAGGCCUCAGGAGACAAAGAGGAACCGUCGGUCUGGCCGGGAAAGAAAACAACCAUCCAGCUGACACAUGAACAACAGCUGAUCCUAAGCCAUAAGAUGGAGCCUCUCCAGGUGGUGAAAAUAAUGGCAUUUGCAGGCACCGGGAAGACCUCCACGCUGGUCAAGUAUGCUGAGAAGUGGUCUCAGAGCAGGUUUCUAUACGUGACCUUCAACAAGAGUAUCGCCAAGCAGGCGGAGCGCGUCUUCCCCAGCAACGUCAUCUGCAAGACCUUCCACUCCAUGGCCUAUGGUCACAUCGGGCGCAAGUACCAGUUGAAGAAGAAGCUGAAUCUCUUCAAGUUAACCCCCUUCAUGGUCAACUCCGUCCUCACUGAAGGGAAGGGUGGCUUCAUCAGGGCCAAGCUCGUGUGCAAGACUCUGGAAAACUUCUUCGCCUCGGCCGACGAGGAGCUGACAAUCGACCAUGUACCCAUCUGGUGCAAAAACACCCAGGGGCAACGAGUCAUGGUGGAACAGAGUGAAAAGCUGAACGGAGUCCUUGAAGCGAGCCGGCUUUGGGACAACAUGCGGAAGUUGGGCGAGUGCAGGGAGGAGGCUUACCAUAUGACGCACGAUGGCUACUUGAAACUCUGGCAGCUCAGCAAGCCCCUGCUGGCCUCUUUUGAUGCCAUCUUUGUGGACGAGGCCCAGGACUGCACCCCAGCCAUCAUGAACAUCGUUCUGUCUCAGCCCUGUGGGAAGAUCUUCGUGGGAGACCCCCACCAGCAGAUCUACACCUUCCGCGGCGCCGUCAAUGCUCUGUUCACAGUCCCUCACACACACGUCUUCUAUCUCACACAGAGUUUCCGGUUCGGUGUAGAGAUAGCCUACGUGGGAGCUACCAUCUUGGAUGUCUGCAAGCGAGUGAGAAGGAAGACAUUGGUUGGAGGCAACCAUCAGAGCGGCAUCCGGGGUGACUCAAAGGGGCAGGUGGCUCUUCUGUCCCGCACCAACGCCAAUGUGUUUGACGAGGCCGUCCGGGUCACAGAGGGAGAGGUGCCUGCCCGGAUUCACCUGAUUGGGGGGAUUAAAUCAUUUGGAUUGGACAGAAUCAUUGAUAUUUGGACACUUCUCCAGCCAGAGGAAGAACGGAAGAAACGAAACCUCGUCAUUAAGGACAAGUUCAUCAGGAGGUGGGCACACAAAGAGGGCUUUAGCGGCUUCAAGCGGUACGUGACUGCGGCCGAGGACAAGGAGCUGGAAGCCAAGAUCGCAGUCGUGGAGAAGUACAACAUCCGCAUUCCAGAGCUGGUGGCGAGGAUAGAGCGGUGCCACAUAGAGGACUUGGACUUCGCAGAGCUGCACCCAGGCGAGAAAACCAGGGCAGCAUACACUUUUCUCCCCUCUGCUGUCUCCCCCUGCCUGCCCUGGCUGACGGUCGGCUGUGUUUCUGCUGCAGAGUACAUCUUGGGCACCGUGCACAAGGCCAAGGGCCUGGAGUUUGACACCGUGCAUGUCCUGGAUGAUUUUGUGAAAGUGCCCUGUGCCAGGCACAACCUUGCGCAGCUGCCCCACUUCAGAGUCGAGUCGUUUUCUGAGGAUGAGUGGAAUUUACUGUAUGUAGCAGUAACUCGUGCCAAAAAGCAGCUCAUCAUGACCAGAUCUCUGGAGAACAUUUUGACUUUGGCUGGGGAAUACUUCUUGCAGGCGGAGCUGACGAGUAACGUGCUGAAGACAGGCGUGGUGCGCUGCUGCGUGGGCCAGUGCAGCAACGCCAUCCCUGUGGACGCCGCGCUCACCAUGCGCAAGCUGCCCAUCACCUACAGCAACAGGAAGGAGAACAAGGGUGGGUACCUGUGCCACUCGUGUGUGGAGCAGCGCAUCGGGCCGCUGACCUUCCUGACUGCCUCCCCUGAGCAGGUGCGCGCCAUGGUCCGCACGGUGGAGAACGUCGUGCUGCCCCGGCACGAGGCCCUGCUCUUCCUUGUCUUCUGAGCGCUGGGAUGCCCGGGGGGCUCCUGCCCCUGCAGACAGUGGCGUGGGGGGCUCCCUCCCUGAGGCCAGAGUCGCUCACAGAGCAUUUUCCAAGGAUGAUGACGGCGGCCAGAGUUGGACCUGCUUUGUCUUCACCCCUGGAGGUAGCCAGACCCUGCUGCCCCUCCUCCACGUCAGUGGGCCAGGAACGCGGGGGAUGGUCUCUUGAUAAAAAAAAAAAAAAAAAAUUUAUGUAUUUAAACUUUUAUUACAAGGUCUCAAUUAAACAGGCAUUGUAGCACUGGCA